GUCAGCAUUUUUGGCUCAUAAGCAGGCCAGCAAAAAGCUAAAACACAAAAAAAAAGAGAAAGGAAAAUCAAAAUGAAAAUGAAAUAAAAGCAACAAUGCUGCACAUGGUAUAACGGCAGAAACAGUCGCAUCGACAAAAAGACAAAUGUCGGAGCAGCUGUAAAAGUUGCAGUCGUCGAGGCAGACAAAAGGCAGCAGCAGCAGCAACAACAACAACAGUGCUCACAACUGCAGCAACAAUAAAAAUAACAGAGCCAGCAGCGACGGUAGCAGAAACUAUAACAACAGCAUAAGUAACAGCAGCAACAACAGCACAAAAAACAGCAAAACCAGCAACAACAGCAGCCGCAAUAAUAGCGGCGACUGCAGCGUCAGCAGAGCAAUAGCCAAACAGCGGCAAAACAAACAGAGCCCAAAAACAAAGAAAUAACAAUAAUGCCAAAGAGCAAAGGCAAACAUAGCGCACCAAAAGCUUUGGCUUUUAACGAUGACGUGCACGAGCGCCAAAUGCAUAGAGAGCUUUUAUUUUGGUGUGUUUGUGUCGUCAUCGAACAUCCAGUUCGAACAUGUUGCGAACAACUGCGAAGGCGACAGGCAACUCAGCUCAAACGCACGACGGCGCUUGCACGAAACGGACGCGAACGCGGAAUUCAGAACGUUCAAACGGGAUAUUGCCUUUUCGCGCCAAACGGCACGAAAAACACAAUUUUUGAAUAUAACUCGAAAACCAUUUGAAAAAACUGCAAAUAAAUUUGGGCAAAAAGCUCGUAAAAACUUCUUCAUAUGCAUAUAUUGAGUAUAAUUUUUAACGUUUAUUAAUUUGAAGUGCAGUUGGAGUGAAAAAAUCAGCGGGCAAAAUUUUGCUAAAUAUAAAUCAAAAUACAAAAAGUGCAUAAAUUUAUGUUUACUACAUAUACAAGCCAAGUGUUUCGGUGUGUGCGAGUGUGUGUGUGUGUGUGUGUGCUGAUAUAAUUUAUCGAUCAAAUACAUAAGGCCGCAUAUUAACCGGCCCCGCGAGCACAUUAACUUCCCUUUUUUUUAUUUAUUGUUGUUGUUGUUGUUUUAUUUUCCAUGGAUAUUGACCAAGAAACGGCCACGUUUAUUUAGUGAGGCAGCGAAACCCCCGCCCGCCCCUAGACGAGGGGGGCCUGAAAAACAGUUAAUGCGAAUUAUGCACUCGCAAGUGCAACCACCACAGCAGCAGCAGCAGCAGCAAGAGCACCAAAUGCAUAGUGCACCCUGUUCUUAAGUAUACGAAACACAACCACAACAACAACAACAGCAACCACCACAAGAAGCACCACAGUCAUAAGCCACAAUCAGUCGCAAGUCCUCGCAAAAUGGUGGACGACAUUUCGCCGAUGCAUCAUCGCAUGCAGAAGAAGACGCGCAGCGCCUCGAUCUGUGCCACGGGGGGCAGCAUCGAGACGGUCAUCCAGAAUAUGCCCUCGGGCAGUGCCACGCCCGAGGGCGGCACGCCCGGCUACAGACGUCGCCGGCCCGCCACCCGCUCCCAAAGCGCACGCAUCACCUCGGGCGCCAGAUCGGUACGACGACGCACACAGGCGCAGCAGCAGCAGCAACAAACCACGCUGCAGGAGACGCGCCCAUAUUGCACCAGCGAGCCGCGUCUCAGCGAAACGGAGACGCCCCCGCAGCGCCGGAAGCUCUCCCAGCGCCGGCCGCAGCCGCACGGGCAUAGAAAAUCGAACGCCUUCCUGGACGUGCCCACAAUGAACAUGCAUCACCUGAGAGUGAACGAUGACGACGAGGAUGUGGAUCGCCUGCGCACAUUUAGUGCAUCCAAAGGAGGCAUCAUCAAUCGCGGCGACUCCUUUCGCAGACGUCGCUCGCGCAGCAACAGCCUCGCCCCGGUUAGUCCCAUGCAUCCGCGUAAUGCGAUGGCCGGGCUUAACGGUGCCGGCGGCGGCGGCAGCAGUCUGGGUCUGGGCAACAACUACAAUGGCGGCGGCAACAGCAAUGGCUUCGCCGCCAGCUCCGGCCAGGAUAAUCAUCAGCCGGUGGAAUUCUAUCGCGUCGAGAUGCUCGGCUCGCCCGGUGUCGGCAAACAGGCGCUCGUUUCCCAAUUUCGCACCUCCGACUGCAUCAAUGCCUACGAUGGACCAGAGUGCGAUGAGGCCGAGCAAAACGUUUCAAUUAUUCUGAAUGGCACCGAGUCGGAGCUGAAGUUCCUCACUGGCAAUCCGGAGAGCAAGGAGGAACUGGAGCAGGCGGAUGCAUUUCUGGUCGUCUAUUCCUGCAUUGACAAGGAGUCCUUUACGCGUGCCAAGCAGAUCUUAUCGCGUUUGCAGGACAUGGACUUGCUGCGCCAUCGACCCACCAUUUUGGUGGCCAACAAAAUUGAUUUGGCCAGAUCACGCGCCGUCUCAGCGCAGGAUGGUAAAUGCGUGGCCUGCACCUUUGGCGCUAAGUUCAUUGAGGUAUCGGUGGGCAUUAACCAUAACUGUGAUGAACUGCUCGCCGGCACUUUGACCCAGAUACGCCUGAAGAAGGAUCACAAUCUAUUGCAGCUGAAUCCGAAAAAGUCGAAAGACAAAACUAAGUUUAAAGAUAGCAAAGACAAGCACGUAGAGACUGUAGAAACAGAUAAAUGUCUGAAACUGACUGAUCUUAAGGCCGACGAUGCGGGUCCCCGGGACGGCAGCUCGCCGGCGCAUUGGUAUAAGAGCCGCAGCGUAAUGCUGGCCAGCAUGAAGGCGCGACAGAUGCUCACUUGGAUACUGGGCAAGGAGGACUCCAAGUUCAAGCACUGCGAGAAUCUGCAGGUGCUCUAAACACAAACAUAUAUUAAACUGCAGCAGCUCAACAAUAAAAUAAAAGUAAAACACCAAAUAAAUAAUGCUUCAAGUUAUGCGAGUAUUU
Messenger RNA from Drosophila montana, 2883 nucleotides. It is a transcript of the gene Rgk3, whose product is annotated as GTP-binding protein RAD. NCBI's taxonomy places the organism in Eukaryota, Metazoa, Arthropoda, Insecta, Diptera, Drosophilidae. Gene Ontology annotation, cellular component: plasma membrane. The record is from RefSeq and is a predicted model, not a curated record. Gene Ontology annotation, molecular function: calcium channel regulator activity; GTP binding; GTPase activity. The transcript is spliced from 10 exons. Bases 1341 to 2795 code for a protein of 484 amino acids.